GCGCCGUGAGCGGUCGGCGAGCGGCGUCCCUUCCGUUGCCGGCUCUUUGCGGUCGGGGGAAACUGAGGCGGCGGCCGCUUCCCUGGGGCCCUCCGGCGCCUGUGAGGAAAGAAUGUUAAUUUCUUUGUGGGAGUUCUUCUACGGGCACUGUUUUCGAUUUUGGAUGAAAUGGCUCUUGCGACAGAUGACCGGGAAGUGCGAGUUACAGCGCAUUUUUGACACCUGUGUAGGCGCACAGAGGACACACAGAAUAGAAAAUUCCUUGACAUACUCUAAGAAUAAGGUUUUACAGAAAGCCACCCAGGUUGUUGAGAGUGAAGUGGACAGAUGUGUUGCGGAUAUUAUGAAGGAGAAGAAUAUUAACCCUGAGAAGGACACGAGCUUUAAAAUCUGCAUGAGAACAUGCUUACUGCAGAUAACAGGGUAUAAACAGCUCUACUUGGAUGUAGAAAAUGUGAGGAAACGGCCGUAUGAUUCCGAUAAUGCACAACAUGAAAAGCUACUCCUCAAGCUCUGGAAUCUUCUGAUGCCCACGAGUAAGUUGAAGUCGAGAAUCUCCAAGCAGUGGGCUGACAUUGGCUUCCAGGGUGACGAUCCCAAGACCGAUUUCAGAGGCAUGGGCAUCCUGGGCUUGAUCAACCUGGUGUACUUCAGCGAGAAGUACACCAGGGAGGCUCAUCGGAUCCUUUCCCGUGCAAACCAUCCGAAACUGGGGUAUUCUUAUGCAAUAGUUGGAAUCAAUCUUACAGAGAUGGCUUAUAGCUUACUGAAGAGCGAAGCAUUGAAGUUUCAUCUCUACAACUUUGUUCCUGGUAUGCCAACAAUGGAACACUUCCAUCAGUUUUACUGUUAUCUUGUCUAUGAAUUUGACAAGUUUUGGUUUGAAGAAGAACCGGAAAGCAUUAUGUAUUUCAACCUAUAUAGAGAGAAGUUUCACGAAAAGAUUAAAAGACUGUUAAUGGAUUGCAACGUAGUACUUACUUUAAAAACAUAAACCAUCCAUAGUAGCUUCUAUUUCUACCACAUUUUUGCACACACAACAGAAUUUAUAUGUUGUAAUAGAAAUUAUCUGAUCAAUUACACUCUUAUAUAUAAUUUCCUACAGAAAUUCUAUUUAAGAAAGCUAGUGGACAAUCAGUGUAUGUUUACAUUUCUGUUGAUACACUGCUCUCCAACGGUACCUUACCCUUCCAAAGAUCCCUCUGUGGGUCUGACCACGGCAGUUCGGAACUUGGGACUUGGCCCGCUCAUGUCAGAGUAUAAAUCAGGUAUUCAUCACUUGGUUGAUUAAAUGGCAUACAAAUCU
Molecule: messenger RNA, 1306 nt
Organism: Perognathus longimembris pacificus (Pacific pocket mouse)
Lineage: Eukaryota; Metazoa; Chordata; Mammalia; Rodentia; Heteromyidae
Gene: Elmod2
Product: ELMO domain containing 2
Exons: 9
Coding region: 113-994 (293 amino acids)
Cellular component (GO): membrane
Molecular function (GO): GTPase activator activity
Source: RefSeq, a predicted model, not a curated record